This is a messenger RNA of Pestalotiopsis fici W106-1, 432 nucleotides long. RefSeq lists its product as uncharacterized. The transcript has 3 exons. NCBI's taxonomy places the organism in Eukaryota, Fungi, Ascomycota, Sordariomycetes, Amphisphaeriales, Sporocadaceae. The record is from RefSeq and is a predicted model, not a curated record. The coding region runs from base 1 to 432 and encodes 143 amino acids. Gene Ontology annotation, molecular function: RNA nuclease activity; RNA binding.
AUGAUCGGAUUGAAGACCCUCCUUAUCUCGGCUCUGUCCGUAGUCAGCGUCGCUGCCCGCGCCGUCGAAGUCGUUGCUGAGCGAUCUGAUGUCGCUCUUGACGCCGAGAAGAGAGCCACCUGUGUCUACCACUGCGGCAGCGUGUGCUACUGGCAGGAGGACAUUGACGAGGCCCUGGCCAAGGGAUACAGUCUGCAGAAGUCUGGCUCCGACAUUAACGACUACCCUCACCAGUACAACAACUACGAGGGCUUCAGCUUCCCUACCGCGUCGCCGUGGUAUGAGUUCCCGAUCCUCUCAUCAUACAAUGUCUACACGGGUGGCUCGCCAGGUGCCGACCGUGUCAUCUUUGACGGAAAGGGCAACUUUGAUGCUUUGAUCACCCACACUGGCGCCAGUGGCAACAACUUUGUCGCCUGCACCAAGGGUUAG